CCUCUUUCAUCAUCAAAGUGUGUUCAUAUUUUUCUUCUAGCAAACGACUUAAUUCAACCAUGGGGGUGUUCACAUUCACCGAAGAGUACACAUCCUCGAUUCCUCCGGCGAGAUUGUUCAAGGCCCUGAUCUUGGACUCCCAGAACCUCAUCCCCAAGCUCAUGCCUCAAGCUAUCAAGAGCAUCGACAUCCUCCAAGGCGAUGGAGGGCCCGGAACCAUCAAGCGGAUCAACUUCGUUGAAGGUAGUCAGCUCGGCGGCUUGAAGAAUCGCGUGGAUGAACUGAACGAGGAGACGUUCACGUACAAGUAUACCAUAAUCGAUCUCGAGGAGAAGUUCGAAUCCAUUGCUUACGAAGUCAAGUUCGAGCCGACACCGGAUGGUGGGAGCAAGAACAAGAUGACCAGCACAUACUACACCAAGGGCGAUGUCGAGCUCGCAGAAGAAGACAUCAAAGCCGGCAAAGAGAGAGCGUUGGGAAUGUACAAGGUCGCCGAAGCGUACCUCAUCCAAAACCCCGAUGCUUAUGCUUGAAACUACAAGAGCUCUCUGUCAAUGAAUUUGGGACAAUCCUUCUCAAUAAGCACACAUGGUAUAUUGUGUCUUGUCUCAAAGU
This is a messenger RNA of Syzygium oleosum, 615 nucleotides long. RefSeq names its product major allergen Pru ar 1-like. The record is from RefSeq and is a predicted model, not a curated record. Gene Ontology annotation, cellular component: nucleus; cytoplasm. Lineage: Eukaryota; Viridiplantae; Streptophyta; Magnoliopsida; Myrtales; Myrtaceae. Gene Ontology annotation, molecular function: protein phosphatase inhibitor activity; abscisic acid binding; signaling receptor activity. Gene Ontology annotation, biological process: abscisic acid-activated signaling pathway; defense response. The transcript has 2 exons. Bases 60 to 533 code for a protein of 157 amino acids.